Messenger RNA from Parnassius mnemosyne (clouded apollo), 1329 nucleotides. The record is from the annotation of a GenBank genome assembly. NCBI's taxonomy places the organism in Eukaryota, Metazoa, Arthropoda, Insecta, Lepidoptera, Papilionidae.
AUGAAUGUGUUUUUUGUAAAUUUUAUGUUUCUGGUAUAUUUUGGAUUGUGUCAAAGUCGCCGAUACGAUAACUUUACACUUUAUAGUGCGACCCCCACGGAACAAUAUCAAUUGAAUUUUUUGCAAAAUUUACAGUCCCAAAAGUAUAUUGAUGUGAUAUUCUGGAAGAGACCUUCCAAACUAUUUAAUGAUGUCCAUUUUAUAGUUAAUCCAAUCGAUUCAGAGCUGUUCCAAGAAAGACUUAAUCACUUUAAGUUGGAAGUACACACAUUAAUACCAAACAUUCAAAGUGCAUUCGACUCACAAAAAAUCAAGAAGUACACAAGCCUUAAAACCGAUUCAUUUACCUGGGACUCCUAUCAUAGUUUAGAAGAUAUCUAUCAAUGGAUAUCAGAUGUAGCUUUGAAAUUUCCUAAAACAGUCGAAUUACACAGUAUUGGUAAAUCAGUUGAGGGGAGAGAUAUUUAUGCAAUAUUUAUAAAAAUAUCUAAUAAUAAGGCUAACGUAAUCAUUGAUGCCGGUAUUCACGGUCAUGAAUGGAUUUCAACGGCGUUUGUUACAUUUUUAAUUAAGAAGCUUAUUUACGCUCAAGAUAUAGGCGACGAUCGGCUCAAUGAAUUGGCAAACAAAUAUAACUGGUUUAUAAUACCCAUAGUUAAUCCAGAUGGUUUUGAUUACAGCAUUAAAGUUGAUCGGUUAUGGCGAAAAAAUAGAAGAAAAUUUGACAAUGGUGAAGGCGUUGAUCUGAAUCGAAAUUUUGAUCAUAAUUUUGGAAAAUAUGAAACGAGUACGAAUCCUAAAGACGAUAAUUAUUGUGGUCCUGCUCCCUUCUCGGAGCCGGAGUCAAAGGCAUUGUCAGAAUUUAUAACGGAGAAACGAGAACAUUUGAAAUUCUAUAUAUCAUUUCACGCAUAUGGACAAAAACUUAUUAUUCCAUAUGGCGAUAGAAUCAAACACGUAGAAAAUUUUUCGGAAAUGGAUAAUUUUGGAAAGCAAGCAAUAUUACGAAUGUAUAAACUGAACGGCGUGAAAUACAGUAUUGGAACCACGUAUGAUACAUUAGGUGUACGUGUAUCUGGCAGUAGUACGAGUUGGGUUAAAAAUAAUUACAAACCUAAAUAUGUAAUAACGUUUUUGUUACGAGACAAUGGAACUUAUGGCUUUGCAUUGCCAAACGAACAGAUAAUGCCAACCUGCCAAGAAACUUUAAUUGGACUGGUUGAGCUGAUGACUGCUAAACCAAGACGCGUACGGGCGGACUUAUUUAAUGCGUCAUAUAAAAUAACUGCAAACGUGAUGCUAUUAAUCACAUUGUGCUUUUUGAAAUAA